AUGGCCGAACUCCUAGGAACCGCCGCCAGCGUGAUCGCGGUCAUCCAGCUCACCGCGGCCGUGGCCGAGCUGAGUUACAAGUACAUUAGCGGCGUCGCGCGCGCGCCCUCAGAGCUCCAGCGCUUCAUGAACGAGCUGAAAGCGUUCACUGCGGUGCUGUCGAGGCUGCAGAUGUUCGCGCUGGAUAACCCGGAUAUCGAAGACUCGUGGGGGCUUGGCACGGAGCUGCGCAGAUGCGUGGAGGAGUUGAAGGAUGUCAGGGAGAGGCUGGAGCCGAAGAGGGGUUGGUGGGGGGCGGCCUUGGGAAGGUUGCAGUGGCCGCUGGGGGAGAGGGAGACUCUGGAUUAUGUUUGGAAGAUGGAGAGGCUGAAGAGCCAUUUUACGCUGGCUAUGACGGUCGAGAAUAGGGCAUGCUCAAAAGUGAUUGAUAAGAACGUGCAGGAUAUAAAACGAGAUCUCUACUCGCAUACUUCCGAAAUGAAAACCCAGCAGAUUAGUAAUUCAAAUCGGACAAACGUGUUGAACUGGCUAUAUCCUCGUCCAUAUGAUGAAAAACACAGAGAGAUUAGUGGGAGAAGACAAAAGAACACUGGGAAAUGGAUCUUAGAAUUACAGAAGGUGCAGGAUUGGCUCGACCCGGAUAACACAGGCUCUCGGCUUCUUUGGGCGUACGGGAUACCCGGUGCUGGAAAGACGUUUCUAAGUUCUUUCAUAAUCGAUCACCUCCGGGCACAAAACCAGGCCUCGGUUUAUAUCUACUUCAACCACAAAGAACAAGACCAGCAAAAACCUAUCGAUGUCCUCUCUAGUUUUCUGAAACAGCUGUCAUGCCAAAGUCCCAGCUUGCCAAAGGCAGUCAGGGACUUGCACAAUGUAAUGGAUAGCAAGCAGGAAAGGCCCACUCUCGAUGACCUCUAUACUGCUUUCAUUCGCGUCGCAAGCUCUUUUUCUCAGACUUUCGUCGUCUGCGAUGCGCUGGAUGAGUGUGAUUUCGAGACUCAACGAAAGGAUUUACUUCCUCUAUUCCAUAGAAUGGAAAAUGACGGCAUAAGAUUGUUCUUGACUAGUCGAGAACAUCCGGAGGAUAUUCAGGACUCCUUCCAAAGCUCACCAAAGGUCGAGCUUUCGGCAAGAAAUGAGGAUAUCAAGAUCUACAUAGAGCAAAAGAUAGAAGAAAACCCACGGGCACGGCGUCUGAUCUCACAAGGCAACUGUAAGGACCAGAUUAUCGAACAAUUGCAACAGUGCGCCAAUGGAAUGUUUUUAUUAGUCUGCGACGAGACACUGCUGGCAGACACCCUCUUUCGGUUUCUUUCCAGUCCCGGAAAUAUCCAGUCGUAUCUAGAUACCUUGGAGGUAGUCCAGUCGUAUCUAGAUACCUCGGGGGUAAUCCAUCGAGCCCGCGGCCCCGCGCAGAAAUCCACCAGCACCGGCCCGUUGCAGCUUGCGACUAUAUUGGGAUCAAAGCUCGUGGUCCAAAUGCUACUCGAUGGAGGAGCUGAUAUCGAGCACAGAGAUUCCUCGGGGAGAACUUGUCUUCAUUAUUCAGUACUUGUGGGAUGCUCCGGGAACACUACUGUAAAAACCCCAUUUGAAUUUACAGAUUUCGAUCUCUGGUACUCAAGAAGAGACUGUGCUCUGUUUACCGCUUGUAUACAAGGGCUGUCACCCCUUAGUUUAGCGGUCCUUGGGAAACAAGAGCCUAUUACAUCACUACUCAUUGAAAGGGGCGCCAGCAUAUCAGCAGCCGACAAUCUUGGUCGGACACCUUUAUAUCUCUCCGUAACCCUAGAAAACGAAUCAAUAACACAGAUACUCCUCAAGGGAGGCGCCGAUGCAUCAGCAAUAUGUGGAGAGGGGGGCAAGACACCCCACAUCUCGAGGAAUCCACAGAGAGAAUCAACAACGCCCAUCAAGAAAACCAUAGUAGGGGUGUUAACAGUCGGGCCACAAGGAAAGACGCCACUCCAUAUCUCAGUAGAACUGGGCAACAGACCGAUAACCAAACUACUGCUCGAGAAAGGCGCAAACCCGGAAGUGGCCGAUAAUCUAGGUCGAACACCUCUUUGCGUGUCAUCGGGAGCAGACGAGAAUUCAAUAACCCGACUCCUUCUUGAGAAAGGAGCCGAGGCGACUGUAGAUCUUGUGAUACCCGGGCCAAGACGUCAAAAUUCGGAGAUCGAGCGAGGCGCCAAUGCCUCAGAAGCCGGACUAUUCAGACGAACACCUCUCCAUAUCGCUGUGAGAAGAGGGAAAGAAGCGAUAACCAAAAUACUUCUCGAGAAAGGCGCCGACACGUCCGCAGCCGACGACGACGGACAGACCCCACUCCAUCUUUCCGCCGAGGGCUACAAUUUAGCGAUUACUCGACUCCUCCUCGACAACGGCGCAGACAUGUCAAUAGUCGAUCACAAUGGAAACACACCACUCCAUGUGGCGUGUAGCCGUCAAUCUCUGGAUCGCCACAUAAAUAAUGGUAGAAUUCUAGAAAUAGUCUCGUUGAUGCUUGAGCGAGGAGUCGAUGUUACAGCUACGGACGGUGAAGGAAGGACUCCACUUGAGCUUACGACUUGUCAUCAUAAUCCCGAGCUAGCAAGUCUGUUGGGAACUGUGGCCGUGAAAUCACGGGAUGAUGGUGUGGAGGGUUUCGAACGCAUCUGUAUGAGCGUUGGGAGAGAAAUACCGGUACUUGUAGUUUCAUAA
Molecule: messenger RNA, 2703 nt
Organism: Morchella sextelata
Lineage: Eukaryota; Fungi; Ascomycota; Pezizomycetes; Pezizales; Morchellaceae
Exons: 9
Coding region: 1-2703 (900 amino acids)
Cellular component (GO): nucleus; cytoplasm
Molecular function (GO): protein binding
Source: RefSeq, a predicted model, not a curated record